Tetrahymena thermophila SB210 is the source of this 1527-nucleotide messenger RNA. RefSeq lists its product as hypothetical. The record is from RefSeq and is a predicted model, not a curated record. The transcript has 13 exons. Lineage: Eukaryota; Ciliophora; Oligohymenophorea; Hymenostomatida; Tetrahymenidae.
AUGAUAACAGACUAAAAAGUUAUUCAAAUCAAAAAUAUUUUUCUUAAGUAUUUUGAUGAAGAGCUAGCAAACAUAAUAACGAAUUUCUUAAUCAAUAAUGAUGAAUAUACCUAUAUAAAUUAUUUGGGAAGCUAAAGUAAUAACUCUCAUUUGUUUACGAGUGCUAAAAAAACUACAAAUCAAAAAGUAGUGUUAUAAUUUUUAUAAAAAGAUAUCUACUAAAAGCUUAAUAUUUAACAAACCAUACAAGAAUUUUAGUUAAAAAUUGAAUUGGAAUAAAUAAUAAUGUUUGAGUAUUCAUAUAAAUAAUGCAAUUUUAUCUUAAGUAAAAUACCUGAGAACAUAUUCGGUACAUAAUAUUGUCCCUCUGAUAACUUUAACUAUAAAGAAGUCUAAAAUCUAACCAUAUACCUAAUGUCAUCUACCAGUUCUAAUAAUUUAAUAUAUAACGCCUUGUAAAAAUUCGAUAACCUUUUAAUUCUCUCACUAAAAUAAAGAAAUUUGCAAAUAAUGGGCAAUUCUCUUGAAAAGCUAGGCAAUUCUGUUUCUAAAUUAGCUAAUCUUAGGCACUUACAUAUAAAUUUAAGUUAAAUAAAAGAUUGCGCAACUUUAUUACCUAAGUUUUGUGAUUCUAUAAAAUAAAAUAAAUAUCUUAGUCUGCUUGAAAUGAAUUUAACCUAAACAAAUAUGAACUCAAGUACAAUAUAAAAAAUAUCAAAGCAUUUUAUUGAAUACUAAAGUCUUUCUUUCUUGAUGCUAAAUAUAAUAUAAAACGACAUUAAAAAAGAAGGAAUCAAAGGAUUAUGUUAAAAUUUAGCUAAAUGCAAAAAUUUGGCACUAAUCUAUUUUUAUUUAAGUUAUGAGAAUUUAGUUGAUUUGGGAUAAGAAUUUAGAAAUAAUCAAACAAUCUAAGAAUUAUUUGUUCAAGCUGAUGUUUCUCAAAGCUGUGCUUUAUUUUAGGACUAAUAUAGCUUAAAAAAUCAAGCAAUAACAUCAAAAUUAUCUCAAUUUUUAAAUCUAAAAUCAUUUAGCUUUUGCCAAAUGAAAUUUUUAUCAGAUCUUGAAUUUAAUUCAUUUGCAAAUGGUUUGUCAAAGUGUAUAAGUUUAAAUAUCCUAAAUCUUCAUUUCAUGAAUAGCAAAAUCAGUACUUAGGGAAAAAUGCUGUUAGCUAAAUCUAUUUCAUAACUCGCAAAUUUACAAAGCUUAUUUUUAAAUUUUAAUAAUACAGACUUGAAUGACUUAGAACUGAAGUAUUUAAUUUAAUAAAUUUCUAAUUGUAAGAUACUUCACAAUCUUAAAUUGGAUGUAAGUAAUAGCUAAAUUAGAGAGAGUCAUAUAAUUGGGAAAUAUAUUCACCUAUUAGAAAACCUUUAAACUUUUGAGCUGAUUUGGAUUUUUGCAGAUCAAUAAACACUUAAUAAAAUAUAAUAAUAAUCUUAAAAAUCAAAAAGACUUACUAAUAUUUCAAUUAUUAACUAUAUAAAUGAUAGAGUAAAGCAAUAUAAAUAUUUUUAAUUAGCUGUUUGA